This is a messenger RNA of Stegodyphus dumicola, 1871 nucleotides long. RefSeq lists its product as uncharacterized. Lineage: Eukaryota; Metazoa; Arthropoda; Arachnida; Araneae; Eresidae. The record is from RefSeq and is a predicted model, not a curated record.
UGAUUCGGCUAUGUUCAUUGGCUCAUCGCUUGCAUUUACCAUCACAAGGGAGAAGCAAAUGAUAAGAGUGGGUGUAGUCAGUAUAGUUGUUUCGUUUCCGUCGUGCUGAAUGCGGUACGUGUGAGUUUGAUAUUUGAAAAGAAAAUUGGUUAAAAUGGGCGAUUCAUAUGCAAAUUAUGGCAUUUUGAUUCGAUCAGACAAUAGCAGUGAUCGUUUUAAAGGCGAGUGUAUAAGCCAACUUCUGCAAAUAUGCAAAGGAGGUAUAGCAAGGGUUGUGAAUGAUACGAAAUACGAUGGCUUUCGAAUAUAUUUCAAGAAUAAAGCUUCUGUAACUGCCGUUCUAAAUCGUCGAUCAUUAACCGUAUCUGGGCAUAGCAUUUUUAUGUAUCCCCUUAUAACCCAUCUCACUAUACAUAAUGUCGAUGCACACCAUGACGUACAGAAAGAUCUCUACGAGCAGUUGCAGAGCUGCCUAGGAUCAGUUCUGAAUGUAAGUGAAGUACCAUUAGAGAAACAUCCAGAAGUAGGCAGUGGAAAUUGGAGAGCUGUUCUUGAAAUACCUGAAGCUGAAGAUCUGGAAGUGUUUCGAAAAAAAGGGCUACCGAACGAAAUGUUUUUAAAAUUACCGUACUUGAAAGAUAAUUUGAAAGUUACUUUCUUCUGUUCCAAUUGUAAAAUGAAUGGCCAUGUUUUACAAAAGUGCACAAAGCAAGAUACUGUUCAAGAUUGUAUUACGGAGAAGAAAGUUUUAUCUUCGAAAGAAUUAAAUGAGGCUGCUAAAGCUGAACUACUUGGAAAUGUGCAGGUAUUUGCAAGCCAAGUUGGUGAAGAAGAAGUUAAACGGCAUUCUGAAGAGUAUUCAACUGUGGAUGUUCAGCAUUCCAAACGUAAGCGGCCUUCUGGACAGAAUUCAGGUAUUGACCUUACCAGUCGUAUUAAAAUAGAAUUGGAAGAUACUGUGCCAUUUAAAAGUAGUGCCAAUAAUGUAACUGCAAGUCAGUUUUCUAGAAAUAAUUCAGGUGAUGAUGUCCGUUUUGACUUACAUCCUAAAGCUAGCAGCACAACUGCAGAUGAUGAUGAGAUACAAGUGCUGUCCGACUGUCAGAUUGCUGACCAGGUGAAAAGAGCUACAAUAGAGACUACUUGGAGUAAUGCUGCACGAAAGAGAAAUUCAGAAGAUGAUCGCAACUCGUUAAAUGCUCCUACUUCUAGUCAGCCAGAAACCGUAACUCAGACAGCAAAUGCCCACUCAUCUAAUACUGCUGUAACCGAACCACCGACUCCAACACGUCGCAGGGCUCCUCCCGUCGGAAGGAUAGAGAUUCCCCCCAAUUCACGAGUUGAAGAAUGCAUCCGAGAAGCUGGCGGUAAGCUUUCGAAAUCUGAGUUGGAAGCAUUUUUUCAGCAUGUUAAAAAGAAGGGGAAUGUUUCGAAAAUUGCAAGGCAAUAUACUGAUGAUGUCAAAAGAUUGAAGGAACAGUUAAGUAGAAUUGUGCAUAUAUAUUACCACUCGCCAUUAACAGGAACGAAACAAGAUAGGGUUUUCAUGAAAUGGCUGCAACAGUUGGUCGAAAGAUUCGACGGCGUUCCUGUAAGCCGGAGAGAUAAAAAAGGAAGUCAGAACAUUCAACAAGAAAGUGGUUUCUUCUUUAAAAGUGAAACUGAGUACAGUAGUCAUUCCUUUGCAUCUGAAGGAGAAGCAUAAAAUACUCUUUCACGAUUUCUUUUCAUCUAACAAAGAUCCAUUCCAUAUUUUUCUUAAUGUCAGUUUCCCAUUGUGUAGUUUAGAGUUUUCUUCAUUUCCUUUUUGACCUAAUAAAAUGUAAUGAAAAAAAUUAUCUUUUUAUAAUAAAAUGUGUUUUAUAUAAAGA